This is a messenger RNA of Malaya genurostris, 1423 nucleotides long. RefSeq names its product sugar transporter SWEET1 (gene slv). Lineage: Eukaryota; Metazoa; Arthropoda; Insecta; Diptera; Culicidae. Gene Ontology annotation, molecular function: sugar transmembrane transporter activity. Bases 127 to 882 code for a protein of 251 amino acids. Gene Ontology annotation, biological process: carbohydrate transport. The transcript is spliced from 5 exons. The record is from RefSeq and is a predicted model, not a curated record. Gene Ontology annotation, cellular component: membrane.
GCUCUAUAAUACAGCAGUGUUUGUAUACAUAUAGUUUAUUGCCAAAUAUUGUAUCUGAAUACUGUAGUAAGUGAAAUGAUAGUAGGAUUGUUCAAAGAAAAAUAAACACUUUAAAUUUUCUCAAGAAUGGUAGCACUGGAAGAUUUAUCAUUAAAAGAUAUAUUGGCAAUGUCGGCUACUAUUUCAACUGUUCUACAAUUUUUAACAGGAUCGGUGAUUUGUCACAGAUACAUUAGAAAAAAAUCAACUGGGGAAACUUCAGGCUUUCCGUUUAUAUCUGGAUUUUUGUCUUGCUUUUUGUGGUUGAAGUACGGAAUACUUACAAGAGAGCAUACCGUAAUUUUCGUUAAUACGAUUGGCUCAUGCUUGUUUUUUUCGUAUACCGUUAUAUAUUUCACGUUUUCAGUCAACAAGCGAAUAGUGAUUCGUCAGACUCUAGCAGUUGGCAGUUUUAUCCUGAUAUGCACACUUUAUUCAGCGUAUGAAACAGAUGUAGAUAAAAUAAUUCGAGUUAUUGGUAUGUUAAGAAAUGAUACUGUUCCUAAUUAUAAACUAUUAAGUAUGAUUUUUAUAGGGCUUGUAUGCUGUUGUGUAGGUGUUUUAUUUUUUGCAUCUCCUUUGACAAAACUUGCCCAUGUGAUUCGUACAAAAAACACGGAAAGUCUUCCGUUCCCAAUUAUCGUUGCAUCGUUCUUUGUAUCACUGCAGUGGUUCAUCUAUGGUUUGUUGAUUGAUGAUAGAUUUAUUCAGAUUCCUAAUCUGCUAGGAUGUAUUUUAUCGUCCAUACAGUUGUUCCUUUAUGUGAUGUACCCAAGUAGGACAUUGUUUUCUGUCAGCGGUCCUACCUAUCAACAAAUUCGAACAGAUGAUGGUGUUCCUUGACCUCUGAAAUCUAAAUAGUGUGUUCUACACGGCAGUCAGUUAUACAAAUACAUAAUUUUGUGAUAUGUUGAGUACUUCCAGCGAAGGGUGUAAAAAAUAUUUGUAAGAUUAAAACAUCGCAUGGGAAAUGAAAAAAAAAAUAUUUGUAUUUAUUUAGUAUGCUAGUUGAUUAGGGUAUUUUUUUCUCGCCUGCAAAAAUGACUUGCUGUUGAGUUCUUAUUGGCGGUUUGAAACUUUGUGAGUCUUACAAAAUGGCUUAAAAUCGUUCUAAUUAUGAUUCGCACAGAUGCAAAGGUUACCCGUGUUGGUAGUUCAAUGCACAAGGCGCUGUUAUUACAAGCCAGUUGUCGGCUCUUCGAGCCCCGAUUGGGAAGGAUUCUUAGUGUCAGUAGGAUCGUAGCACCCAGGGCCGGUGAAAGAGGUGGGUACGGUGGGUAGUAGUACCCACCCGAAAAGUGAGUAAUUGCCCACCCGAAACUUGGAGCGGAAAGAAAUAGUAAUACUUUUAAUAUCUAUGAUAAUAAGACUAAUUUUCUGUAAC